Geodia barretti is the source of this 737-nucleotide messenger RNA. The record is from the annotation of a GenBank genome assembly. NCBI's taxonomy places the organism in Eukaryota, Metazoa, Porifera, Demospongiae, Tetractinellida, Geodiidae.
AUAACGUCACAUGAUAUCCUAAAACCCCGUCUGUUUCAAUUCAGCAGUUCGAAGGGAAAGAAACCAGCGAGUUGUGAGAGCUGCGGAAGGUAAGGAUAUGCAUUCGCUGGUGUUGCAGUAUAGCUAGUGAACGGUGGGGUCCGUGGUGCAGAUGGCUGGAGGAAGCACGGCAGGAAAUAUCCUGUUCACGAUCUGUGGACCCAAGUGUUCCCUGUGUUGUUUGGUGGUCAGUACGUGGGGCGUCAUCAUGUUGGGUCUCCUGGGAGUGUUCUUCAAGCUGGAGGCGGUGGCUCUGUUUGAAGACAUAGAGACGGGUCUCCACAAAUGCACAGACAAGGAUCAUGACUGCAUAGGCUCCCUCAACAAUGUCGAGUACUUUGCUGAGGAUGAUGUCACUAGGGCUUACUCUAAUGCUGCAUACUCAUGCUGGGGGGCAGCUGCUCUCUACCUCUUCUUCCUCGGUCUCAGUGGAACGUUUGUGGGCAUUAACUACUGGAGGUCAAAGGUCUCCCAACAUUGACCACCCCCACCUGAUUCUCUAGUAGAAAUAGUAAUCAGUUUGUGCAGUUUUUGGUGUUAUUGAAGUGCUGGUAUAAAUUUGUCACAAUAGCAUUAUGUAAGGUCUUGGUGUUUAUGAUCUUCUGUGUCCAUGGCAACGUCAGACUCUGAAUCUGAUUGGUCGCUCUCCAAUUCCUCACCCUCACUCUGCUCUGAACUCUCUCCAUGCCCAAGAACUU